AGAGGGUGUACGUGAGGUGCUACUCAAAGACGACCAGCUACGACUGAAGCGUUACAUCUAGCUGGAAGUUCAGAAGAAAGAGAAGCAGAAGAUUCAGCCCGCCUUCGUUAACAUUGCCUUUAUUCGACGAUUUAGUAAAUACUAAAUUAUCAACAAUGAAGUUGCUGUGGGCUGUCAGUGCCCUGCUUUUGAGCUGUUUGCGAGCCAAUGCGACCACAGCGGGCUUCAUCAAGUCUCCCCUGUCUCAGAUGAAGCUGAUCAGUGACAGCGCAGAGCUGCAUUGUGAGGUGAUAGGGAACCCCAUCCCUGAGGUGCAGUGGUGGUUUAUAGAGGGUGAAGAGCCCAACGAGACCUUCACCCAGCUCUCUGACGGGGCACGGGAUGACCGUGUGCAAAUAAAUGCCACAUAUAUAGCACACGCCACUAGCACCAUUCACCUCACAAGCCUCACCUUCAACGACUCGGGCACGUACGAGUGCCGCGCUUCCAACGACCCUGACCGCAAUGAACUGAAGAAGACGCCAAAAAUCAAGUGGAUCCGCUCGCAGGCAAACGUUAUUGUCAUCGAAAACCCAAACAUCAUUACUCAACCUGAAGAAGUCAGCAACCAGACCUCAGCACUCCUUACCUGCAACUUGACAGAGUCCAGUCUUCCCAUCAAGGGCUCCCACUGGACGCACAAUGGCAAACUCAUUGAAGAGUCGAAGUCCUCUGUUGCCACUCCAUACAUAGUCUUCCAAUUGAACAAAAUCACCCACACUUCUAGUGGAAAGUACGAAUGUGUGUUCCUGACCGAUCCAGAGGUGAAGAAGACAAUUGAAGUCAAAAUACUUCCCCAUGUUGUUGCCUACAAGCACUCUGAGCAUGGCAACGAGAAGGACAAAGGCGUGCUGGUGUGUUUGAGCAGUGGCUACCCAUUGCCUACUGACUGGACCUGGUUCAAAGAUGGCGGCCAAACCCCUAUCAUCAACGGCACUACCGACAAAUAUGAGAUAAAGAGCACCCCUAACAAGACCACUCUGGUCAUUGAGAACCUGAGCAUCGAAGAAGACAUCGGCGACUACGUCUGCUCUGGAACCAAUGAAAUCGGCACAACCAGUGACCAGAUCCACCUGCGUGUCCGCAGUCGCUUGGCUGCCCUCUGGCCCUUCCUUGGCAUCGUGGCCGAGGUCAUCAUCCUGGUGACCAUCAUCUUCAUCUAUGAGAAGAGGAGAAAGCCCGAUGAGAUCACCGACGAUGACGACUCAGGAGCUGCUCCUCUGAAGACGAAUUCUAAUGCAAAUCACAAAGACAAGAAUGUGAGGCAAAGGAAUUCUAAUUAGAAGCUGAAAGAGAUGGACCUCCAGAUGGCAGUCCAGGAUUCAGCCGUUGCACAUUAUACUGUGCACCCUGCAAUUUUAAGUUACUUUUUGUGCUUGGGUGAUAAAUGUUUUAAGAAACUGAAUGAUUUCCUCUUUUUUUUUUUUUUUUUUUUUUUUUUUUUCUUCUAUAUGCUUCUCCACGUUGUGCAGCCACAGAACAUAGUGUGAAGUAAUUUUCUGCUCGAGGCCGCAGGGCAAAUAUUGCAUGCAUUUAAUAGCAAAGUGUGUGUGUUUUCAAUGUAAAAUCAUUAGACAGCUCAUGUGAAGAAUGGCACGUUUGUGGUUGUUUUUUCUUUACAUGUUGAUGCUUCCAGAUACACUGACCACACAGUUGUCAGUCUUUGCUUUUAUAUUCUCCGAUCUGGGAUGGUGACUUGACAGCAUGAGUUCUGUUCAGAGCAUCUGAAACCUUUUUUGAUCCUGAUGCUAAGAGAAUGGCAGUUAGUAUGAAACUACUGGAGUGUGUUUGACCUGUCCCCACACCACCGCCAUCCUCCCAUAGCAGAGUUUUAUACUUACAAGCACCACUACACUUUUGUGUGCAAAUGUGACACUUUAAAAUUUACUUUUUUUUUUUUUUUUUUUUAAAUCAAGCUUUUAUUUCCUUUUUGCAGUUCACAUAUUUGAAACUGAGGUUUUAGUUAACCAAUGUUUUUGCUGCCAAUGUCACAUCCAGAGUAAAAAAAUAUAUUGUAAAGGACCAAGUGCAUGAGAUGUAACAUCUGUUGCUUCUGUUGAUUGCGACCUCAACACCACGUACUGCUGUUUUUAAUUUAGUACAGGUGAUGAACUGUUUUUAAUUAGAUGGUUUUUCUUUCUCACUCAAAGUGAUCUGAGAGAUUUGUGUGCAAUUGUUGGACCGUCGUCUCUGUUCCCGUGUGUAGAUAUUCAGAAGCCAUAUGUUCCAUUUAACCUGAUUAGUGUUGUGAUUCGAUGUUACCGUUUCAGUUACACAGAUAAAAGACUUAGCCAGAGUUGUGUAAAUUGUUGUACCAUCAAAGUACAUGGAACGCCACCAGUUUUCCAACUUUCACAAACUGAAUAAAGGUAUUUGAUUUUA
Perca fluviatilis (European perch) is the source of this 2421-nucleotide messenger RNA. It is a transcript of the gene bsg, whose product is annotated as basigin. The transcript has 9 exons. Gene Ontology annotation, biological process: cell-cell adhesion. NCBI's taxonomy places the organism in Eukaryota, Metazoa, Chordata, Actinopteri, Perciformes, Percidae. The coding region runs from base 156 to 1322 and encodes 388 amino acids. The record is from RefSeq and is a predicted model, not a curated record. Gene Ontology annotation, cellular component: cell-cell junction. Gene Ontology annotation, molecular function: cell adhesion molecule binding.